AUGGAUCAUUUGGAUUCUAACGAUGACAAACCUGGGUUUAAAUAUUUUGACUCAUUUAUGGCUUUGAACGAGUCAUCAUUCACCAUCCCAUUCUCCCUAUUAAAUGCAAACUUAAGACAACAUGAGAUAUAUGUUGAACAAGAAACGAAUAAAUUGAAGCAAACAUUAAAGGAUAUCAAUGAUAUGAUAACAACAGGUACUAUUGAUGGUGAAGAGCAAGCACUCGUGGAAUUAAAUACUUUGAUUAAGAAUGUUACAACUUUUGAGAAACAACUUCAUUUAAAGGUAGAGAAGGAAGGUGCAUUGUUAAAGAGAAUCAAACGUAGGGCGGCAUUCUACAAUGAAAUGAAUGAUAAUUAUUCAAAAGGUGAUAACAUCAGUAUCAUUGAUUGGUAUCAGAAAUACACAAAUUUAUUGAUUGCAGAUUAUCUAAUACGGAAUUGUACGUUAGAACAGCAACAACAUAUUAUAGGAGAGACCGGCGAUAAAGAUAUAUGCAACCCUGGUGUCUUAUUUUUGAAACAACAGCAUAUGGAGGAUUUACUGGACACAGAUAUAUUAAUAGGGGCAAAUACUAUUAGCACGGCCCUAACGAGUAAACAUGAUUUAAAAGCACUAAUGGAAUGGAUAAGAGUUAACAGACAGAGAUUAUUAAAGAGAAAAUCUCCAUUGGAGUUUAAGGCGAAUUUUCAACAUUAUAUUGAAUUAUUACUAAGAUUUGAUCUCGGAGGUGCUAUUCAUUGUUUACAAACAUGUUUAUUUGCAUAUGUUGGAGAUCAUUUCGAUGAAGUGACCGGUGCAUGUGGAUUACUAGUAUAUAUGGAAAGAUGUGUUGAACAAGUAGCAUACAAUGAAAAAAUAGUACAAAACGAAAGAGAAGACCGCAAUAUAUCUUACAAUGAACAUAAAUCUGGAACUGUCUUUACGGAUCAAAAUGAAGCAUAUCGAUAUUUUUUUAAUCGUGCUCCACCAAUGGAUUAUUCACAGAGUACAAAUUCUAAGAAUAAUAUUAAUGCAACUAAUAUCCAACAUCUUUUUAACGCCAAAAAUCUUGAAAAAUAUACAACAUUACUGGACCAGAACAGUUGGUUGAAAUUGAAUGAAUUAUUCUUGGAGGAAUAUUAUUCAAUGUAUAAGAUUCCUAGGAAUGAUCCGUUAUUGAUUUAUAUUUCUAUGGGUAUAUCAGCAAUGAAGACUAAAGAAUGUUUACAUAAUCAUCCCUCAAUCGAUCCACGCUAUGAUGUCCUUGAACAUUAUUCUACCGUUGAUAAGUUAGAGAAUCCUUGUCCCGUAUGCUCAAAGCAUUUUGCCCCAUUGUCGGAGAAAUUACCUUAUGCACAUCAUACCGAAUCAAAACUUUUUGAAAAUCCUGUGAUGUUACCAAGUGGGAAUGUUUUUGAUUCUUCCAGAUUGAAAUUACUGGCAAAAACACUUCGAAAAAAGGGUAUUGUGAAAUUAAAUCGUAAUGAAGUAAUAGAUCCUAUUAAAAAAACUGUGUUUAAUGAAUCGGAUUUUAUUACGAUGUACCCUACAUAA
This is a messenger RNA of Maudiozyma saulgeensis, 1536 nucleotides long. The record is from the annotation of a GenBank genome assembly. NCBI's taxonomy places the organism in Eukaryota, Fungi, Ascomycota, Saccharomycetes, Saccharomycetales, Saccharomycetaceae.